Chara braunii is the source of this 2450-nucleotide messenger RNA. The record is from the annotation of a GenBank genome assembly. NCBI's taxonomy places the organism in Eukaryota, Viridiplantae, Streptophyta, Charophyceae, Charales, Characeae.
CUUGACCUGGAACCCAUGUCGGGAUGGUGCAGCCACAUCACAGCAUUUGCACUGAGUAAACCGGAGAGUGGGGGGGGGAGAGGCGAGCUUUGCGAAGGUUUGUUCGCAGUGUGGCUUGGAUACUUGUGAAGGAUGGAUCGUGUGGUGAGGAGGGCGGCAUCAUGGCAUACGAAGAUUCUCUCUCAUGUCCUACCGGUCCGUCGAUCGCACGGUUGCAGCGCAAGUUACCCCUUGUCGCGAUGGCGUUUAGUGCAAGAUUAUCGCUCUGCAAUCAUAGGCAAUCAACUGUGUAGAUCCGACGGAACUUCUUUGUACCGAAACUUGACGCAAGUGACCUUUCUCACGAGAUCUGCAGGAUCGCUGCAGUCAAAUGAGUUUGGCAGCCAAGCCUGUAUUCGUAGAGCUGCAUCUGAAUCGCCCGCGUGGUGUUCGUCAGAAUGGGCUCUGCGGGACUCCUUCAGCCGACUCCUUGGCCAAGCUAACAUUCAAUAUGAUCCUAGAUUCUCUAGGGGACAUGGAGCCAUCCCACCUGCAAAGGAAUGUGUUGCCCAAAGAACCCUGGGAGCGAUGACACAGAAUGGGGGGGUAGGAUGCGCGGCGGUUAGGGAUCGCAGGGAGAGACGGCGCACUUGCGACCAUGGCAAGGUAAGGCAUGCACACACGCUGACAUCGGAGAAGUCGGCACCAAAUAAGAAACUGGAUAGUCAGAAGUUUCUGGAGCUGAACAAGGCGGAGCUCGACGAAGUGGAGAGGGGAGUUCGUGUCGGUUUGCUAGCUUCCCCGUCGCACGAGUUUGUUGGAGGCAUGUUCGCGACAUGGCUAAGUGGCGGUGUCGUUGUCCCGUUGGGGUUGUCGCAUUCGAACAGGGAGUUGAAUUACGUGAUGAAAGACGCAGGGGUGUCGAUGAUCGCCACCACGCUAGAGCAUCUUGAUACCGCUGUGCCGCUUGCCGAAGCGUGUUCCGCGAAGCUUGUACUUUUACCCCCAAUGAGACCGAGCCCUUCUGAGGAAUGCCUGACGGAAACCUCAUUGCGGUGGACUGCUGGAAGUGUAACGGGCCCAGCCGAACCGUGCAUUGGAUUUGAGGGCAAUCUGGGACCUGUUGGUUCCAAGGGGGUGCACAGGCAAUCACAGCCACAUGAUGACAAACAUCAUUCCGAGCGCACAUCGUCAGGGAGAGGCACCGUAACUGCCACCAGGGGUCAACGAGGCGACAGCUUAGGUAUGAUGGGGGAUACCGGUACCAGCGAUAUUGCUUCCAGAAUGGAUGGCGAUUCGCCGGCGUUGAUCAUUUAUACAAGCGGGACGACGGGACAUCCAAAGGGUGUUGUGCAUACACACAAAGGUUUGAUGAGCCAGGUUCAAAGCUUGAUUAAAGCAUGGGAGUGGUCGCCCGCGGAUACAAUAUUGCAUUGCCUUCCCGGUCACCAUAUCCAUGGGCUCGUCAAUGCACUCCUUUGCCCUGUCUUUGUGGGCGCGAGAAUCCACUUCUUACGGAAGUUCAAUCCGCUGUCAGUKUGGGAGCACUGGUGUGCAUCCUAUCYGGCGGAGGACGAACAACCCGAACCGAUCACGGUCUUCAUGGGUGUACCGACAAUGUAUGCGAAGUUGGUGCAAGUGUUUGAUCAGAGUCCAACACAGCAGCAGGAGCGCUUCAUAGCUGCGGCAAGACGGCUUAGGCUGAUGGUCUGCGGAUCGGCUGCGUGUCCCAUUCCCCUCCUGAACAGAUGGCAUGAUUUGACUGGCCACUGGCUUCUGGAGCGCUACGGCAUGACAGAGUUUGGCAUGGCGUUGUCGAAUCCUCUGCAUGGCAACCGGCAGCYGGGAUUUGUYGGUCAGCCUCUUCCUGGCGUCGAGGUUAAAAUCRUUCAAGAUGAUCAAGACGAGGCUGAUGCGAGUGGGAGGGGUAAGGAGUCGUCAUCACAUGCGCACAAUGCAGCCGCAGCACCAACAGGCGAGCUAUGCGUAAAGAGCGYGGGGAUGYUCAGGGAGUACUGGCGYAUGCCAGAGAAAACGCGGGAGGCAUUUGACGAAGAGGGCUAUUUCAAGACAGGAGACACUGCUACCGUCGUGGAUGGCUCGUACAAGAUCCUKGGUAGAACAAGCGUUGACAUCAUCAAGAGCGGUGGGUACAAGAUAUCUGCGUUGGAGAUUSAGUCCACUAUUCUUGAACACCCGGAGGUUGCCGAGUGUGCUGUUCUCGGAGUCCCAGACUCUGUCUAUGGCGAAGUAGUUGCGGCAGUGGUUGCUCUGAAGKCUCCCAAACAUUGCCGCGUAAGUGACCCGCAUUUCCACUCAACUCAUGCCCUGGAGUUGGCGGAGCUGCGUGAAUGGGCUCGCAAGUUCCUUGCACCGUACAAGGGGCCGUUUGCUAGUUUACCCUUCUUCUCUGUAUCGUUCCAAUUUUGACGGAUGUCCCCAAGGACUCGGAAUGAAGUUCUUCAGGCCUU